Molecule: messenger RNA, 1956 nt
Organism: Naegleria lovaniensis
Lineage: Eukaryota; Heterolobosea; Eutetramitea; Acrasida; Naegleriidae
Exons: 3
Coding region: 1-1956 (651 amino acids)
Cellular component (GO): 90S preribosome; small-subunit processome; nucleolus
Source: RefSeq, a predicted model, not a curated record
AUGCUGCAUCAUCAACGACGAGCACUCGCUUCAGGAGUCAACAAAACGAACAAGCAACACACAUCUCCGAUCGCCAUCGCGUCUAACAACACGAACAGACAACCAACAAGACUUGACACAUCUUCAAAUCAUGACGAGGGACUAGAAACUUCACCCGAAGAACGUAUCAACAGUAGAAUUAAAACCAUUCUCAAAAAGUUACCAUCCAAGAAGGAGGACAAUCCCAUCAAAUUUAAAUCGUUCUAUGAAUGCAUCAAAGAUGUUAAAAUUAUUUCUGAUGUUCAAUAUGACACUCGGAGAAGAGAAGACUCAAAAGAUGAGUCAGACACUACCACAUUCCUUUACGACAAGAUGUUGGAAUGGGAUGAAUUGAAUUUAACCAAACAUUACAUUAUGUUUAGAACCAAUGUCCAAAGUUUUGUUCGAACUCUUCCUGAAAUGCUUCAUCAUAAAGAAAAGAUUUGUGAUAUUUUUAUACAUCACUUGAGAAUUAAGGAUUCACUUGCAUUUCAACCUUUAUUAGAUCUGGUGACCAUCUUUGCCAAAGAUCUCAGACAAGAAUUCUAUCCAUUACUUCCUCGUCUAUUCUAUCCUAUUGUCUAUAAUAUUUCAUCGACAAAUACUGAAUUGAAUGCUCUCAUUUUCAAAUCUUUAGCAUUUCUAUUUAAAUAUUUACAAAAAUAUAUUCUCAAAGAUAUUUCAUUGUGGUUUGAAAAGUACUCCAAGAUUCUCUCUCAUAAAAAGUGGUACAUUAGAAAAUUUGCAGCAGAAAGUUUUUCAUUUCUCAUUAACAAACUUUCAGAUUCUGAAUUGAAAGAAUACGUGAGAAAAACAUUUGAAUUGCUCAUUUCAAAGCCCUCACAAAAUAUGUAUGAUGGUACAAGUCAAAUGUUUUUUGAAUCCAUGAAAGGAGUACUUGGAAAUUAUCAUUCCAAAAUGCCAAGAUUGUUACCUCUCUUAUUUCGACAAUUAGAUUGGAAUGAAGAAUCAAAUGAUACGAUCAAGAAACAAUUAUCUGAUAUUGGAAAUAAGUUUACACUUGUUGAAAAGUGUUUAAUACUUUUAAGAGAUUAUUCAAAGAAUAAGGAAGUAGCAAAACAAGUUUGGGAUUUACUUGUGAAAGAAUUUGAAUAUUUGAUUCAAGUAUGGAGGAGAACGACUAUGAUCCAUGAUCAAUCUGCACUCUAUGUUUCCCUCCAAAUUGGACAUGCUUUUCAAUUGAUACGAGUAUUCACUACAAGUGUAGAACGUUGUGAUGAAGAGUCCAUUCUCAAAGUAUUGAAAUGUGUGAAUCACAAGGAAUUAAUCUCUGAAAUGCCAUCACAGACAGCACAAGCUUUAUUUUCAUUCAUUACUGAUAUUGUAGAUACCAUGCAAAGAUCAGAUUUAAUUGAAAACUCUCAUAAUUUACUCUAUAAUUGUUUCUUUGUGAAAGACAAACAAACUGUUUAUACUUUUUACAAAAAGUUAAUGACCUGUGUGGGUACAGAAGAAGAGUCUAAUACCAUUGUUAAAGAAUUUUUAAGAUUUGUGAAUAGUGAUAUUGAGGAAAAUAUGGAAACAACCGUUUCAUUCCUAUUGAAUUUUAUUCAUACGAAUUUAACAGAUGAGAAUACAUUCUUGGAAUAUUCACAACUCUCUGAAAAGAAUUCUAAAUUUGUUUCAGUGAUUCAACAAGAAGUUUCAAAACGAUUGAAUCAUUUAAUGAAAAUGAAUCAAGAGCAAGUGAAUGGUUAUUUUUCAUCUCCACAUGAACACUCUCAUGCAUUAAUGACAUGGGGUAUGCUCAAUGUUCUCUCCACCUAUGGAAAGAAAUCAGAACAAUAUUCUAAACAAGUAUAUCAAUUGUGUCUUUUAUUUUUGAACCAAUUUAUUCCUCUCAUUGAAUGGAAUACCACUCGUGGUGGUCAUGCGACUGCAACUACUACUGCGACUACUAUGACUGCACUACUAUGA